Rotaria sp. Silwood1 is the source of this 2127-nucleotide messenger RNA. The record is from the annotation of a GenBank genome assembly. NCBI's taxonomy places the organism in Eukaryota, Metazoa, Rotifera, Eurotatoria, Philodinida, Philodinidae.
AUGCAAUACGUACAAGUUCCUCCUUAUAGUACUGAAUGGGUAGCACCAUUUGGUUAUGAACAAUUUUAUUCUAACAAUGCGAAUCGUCAGCAUCAACUUUCAUCAAAUGCAAGUAGUCUUACCGAUGGAAGUUCAGCAUAUGGUAGUUCAACUAGUUAUCUAUAUGAUAUUGUACCACCAGCUACAGGCCGAAUAUCACCUGAAUUACAAACAAAUUAUGAAGUUUAUUAUGCAAAAAAGAAAAAACGUAGUAAUAAUCAAGUAAUUGAAGAUAAUAAUGGUUUAUAUAAAAAAGAAAAACGAAAUUUAAAUGAUGGUUUUGAUGAUGAAAAUCAUGAUUAUAUUGUACGACCAGGUGAAAUAUGGCUUGAACGAUAUACUAUUGAUUGUCUUAUUGGAAAAGGAAGUUUUGGACAAGUCGUUAAGGCAUUUGAUCAUAUUGAUGGUGAAUAUGUUGCUAUAAAAAUAAUUAAAAACAAACGACCAUUUCUUUCACAAGCACAAAUUGAAGUACGUCUUCUUGAAUUAAUGAAUCAACAUGAUAUUGAUAAUAAUGGUUACAUUGUUAAAUUAAAACGAAAUUUUACAUUUCGUAAUCAUUUAUGUCUUGUAUUUGAAUUAUUAUCAUAUAAUUUAUAUGAUUUAUUACGUAAUACAAAUUUUCGUGGUGUAUCAUUAAAUUUAACACGUAAAUUUGCAUUACAAUUAUUAUCGGCAUUACUUUUUCUAUCUCAACCUGAGCUUAAUGUACUUCAUUGCGAUCUGAAACCUGAAAAUAUUCUUUUGGUUAAUCCAAAACGAUCAGCUAUUAAAAUUGUUGAUUUUGGUAGUUCAUGUCAAAUUGGUCAACGUCUUUAUCAAUAUAUUCAAAGUCGAUUUUAUCGUUCACCAGAAGUAUUACUUGGUAUUCCAUAUGAUAUGGCUAUUGACAUGUGGAGUCUUGGUUGUAUUCUUGUUGAAAUGCAUACAGGUGAACCAUUAUUUAGUGGUACAAAUGAAUAUGAUCAAAUGAUGAAAAUAGUUGAAGUACUUGGUAUGCCACCGACUCAUAUACUUGAACAAGGAACAAAAACUAAACGAUUUUUUGAUCGUUUACCAGAUAAUACAUGGAUACCACGAAAAAGUAAAGAAAGAAGGUAUCGAGCACCAGGAACACGUAAAUUACAUGAUAUACUUGGUGUUGAUGUGGGUGGUCCUGGUGGUCGUCGUGCUGGCGAACCUAAUCAUUCCGUAUCAGAUUAUAUUAAAUUUAAAGAACUUGUUCAACAAAUGCUUGAAUAUGAUCCAAAACGACGUAUAUUACCAUUUAAUUCAUUACAAGCUAGUUUUUUUAAACGAACAUAUGAUGAAACAUCAACAAUGAGUCAUCCAUCAUCAUCAACAACAACAGCAACAACAAAUGUUUUAUUAACAAAUACAAAUAAUAAUGGUACAAAUAAUGUUAAUAGUUUAUUACAACAAAAUAAUGCUAUUAUUACAAAUCAUACAAAUAUUCCUUUAUCAUCGAAUCUCAAUUCGAAUGGUUCACCUAAUCUUGAUCCAACUCUUCGUUAUCGUCAAGAUUCAUAUCGUCAUAUAAUUGAAACAGUUCCAUCAACAAAUCAACCAUCACGUGCAAAUCAGCAGUAUCCACCACCUAAUCUUUGGCAACCAAAUGAUUCAACAACUCAACAACAAAUAUUUAUGCAAGGUAUUCAAAGACCAUUUCCAGGUUUAGCUUCAUCAGUUCAACAACAAUCAUCUAAUUCAUCUAUAACACAAUUAACAAAUGUUAAUCAAAUUGGUAUGCCAACAUCAUCAUCAUCUUAUUUAACUAAUUAUCCAAAUGUUGUAAAUCAAACAAAUAAUACAACAUAUAUUGAUGAUCCAACAAAUAUAAAUCGUCAUUUUUCAAAUAUUGAUACUAAUUUAACAUCAAUUGAUCUUAAUGUACCAACACAAUUUCAAACAAAUAAUAAUUCAACGAACAGCUAUUAUCCUUCUCAGCGAAUUCAUACAUCACCGUCCGCAACAGCAUCAUUUCCACAAUUCUUUGGUUAUGUUCCACCUAGUUUUAAUCAUCAUCAUCAUUUAUCAUCGAAUGUUGACGAUGCAUCUUUGCUCAUUCAAAAUCCUAGUUUGACUUGA